CACCGUACAUUCUGAAAAAAUUGGAAAAAAAAAACUCACUCCAAGAUGGCGCUGCGCACAGUUUGCACCACUGCUCUGCGAACUGGGACAGACUUAGGGGUCAAUAAUGCGAGGACGUUUGUCACAACAGCGUCCCUCCGCAGACGGACACCCCCCCUGGGCCCAAUGCCACAUGCGGAGAUCGACGCUCGAAACCUGGAGUCGGUGGAGAAGUAUCGCAGCUACACUCGCUACCUCAGACAAGCCGAGGAGGCCAAGAACAAGCCUGAGUGGUGGAAGACCUACAGGAGCUACGUGGAACAGGCCGAUCCUGAUCACGGGGCAGAGCAAGUCGACAUUGGACUACCAUACUCUCGAGCCUGCAGGACCAAAGAAGUGAGGGAGAGGAGGCAGGUGAUUAAGGACAACAAGAAGAGCGCUGAGCUGGAGAGGGCUUUGCGUCUGCGCACUUUAAAGAUCCCUCUGGAUCGAGUGCAGGAAACCUGGGAGAAGAGCAGUGGGCCGUUUCAAAUAAAGAGACUGGCAGAACACUACGGAGUCUUCAGAGAUCUCUUCCCCAUGGCCUAUUUUCUACCUCAAGUGCCACUCCGUAUCUGCUAUGGCCAGGACAACAGUGGUCAAGUGCAUUAUGGGAACCGGCUGACACCGACUGAAGCAGCAUCUGCCCCUCAGAUCGGCUUUGAUGCAGAGGAGGGCUCCCUGUGGACCCUUCUGCUCACCUGUCCAGAUGAGCAUCUUCUGGAUAAUGAGGCAGAAUACGUCCACUGGCUAGUGGGGAACAUACCAGGCGGAGCGGUGAAGGCUGGAGAGGACCUGUGUCACUACCUGCCGCCCUUCCCUGCCAGAGGAACAGGCUUCCACCGCUACAUAUACGUCCUCUUCAAGCAAGAGGGGCCCAUCAGCUUCCAGGAGGAUGUCAGGCCGUUGCCGUGCCAUUCUCUGGUGGAUCGCACAUUUAAGACGGUGGAUUUCUACAGAAAGCAUCAGGACCACAUGACACCUGCAGGCCUGGCCUUCUUCCAGUGCCAGUGGGACGAAUCUGUCACCAACACCUUUCACAACACACUCAACAUGAGGGAGCCGGUGUUUGAGUUCAUCCGGCCUCCAGUGUACCACCCUCCACAGGUCAAAUACCCUCAUCAACAGCCCCUGCGCUACCUGGACAGAUACAGAGAUGGAAAGGAGCACACCUAUGGGAUAUACUGAUAACGUGACACAUACUCACAGAUUGGAGAAAAUCUCAUUAACACAUUUCCUCCAAAUGUGGAAUAAUGUUGGUGUAUUUAUGCUAUAAUAAUACUAAUAAAUCAUUUUUCAGCUGUC
Xiphias gladius (swordfish) is the source of this 1323-nucleotide messenger RNA. RefSeq names its product mitochondrial ribosomal protein L38 (gene mrpl38). The record is from RefSeq and is a predicted model, not a curated record. Gene Ontology annotation, cellular component: mitochondrial large ribosomal subunit. NCBI's taxonomy places the organism in Eukaryota, Metazoa, Chordata, Actinopteri, Istiophoriformes, Xiphiidae. The transcript has 9 exons. Bases 46 to 1206 code for a protein of 386 amino acids.